Astrephomene gubernaculifera is the source of this 1172-nucleotide messenger RNA. The record is from the annotation of a GenBank genome assembly. Lineage: Eukaryota; Viridiplantae; Chlorophyta; Chlorophyceae; Chlamydomonadales; Astrephomenaceae.
AGACCAGCAUGGAAGCAUGUUUUCGCAGUUGCACUCCUGUAAGUGCAGAAGUUUGCAAGCGGCUUGCAAAUAGUACGGCCCCAUAGGGAAACGCACACAUUAGCGACAUUACCGGUAACCAACCAGCUAGCUUUAACCCGUAGGAAAAAGGAAGUUUGAAGCAAUAUAGUACCCUGCCGAUUAUGAAGCAAUUAUAGCCCUAACCAGUUCGUUGGUCAAGGAACGUUGACUUGCAUAUGGCCAAGCAAGGCAGUGCUCUUCUUAAGGACGCGGUCGACUUUUACAAGAAGGAGAAAAAGAAGGUUGCUUUGAAAGCGGCAUCGAGUCGGGCGUGGCUGCUUGCUUUGACGGUUCCGGAGAUAGAAGGAUGGCGAACCGUCGACCUGGAGGAGCCUAUAACGCUUUACGUGGUUGGGGCAUCCGUCAGGGGCGAGCUGGUAUCGCUUCAUGACGACCAGCAGCUCAAGUACGCCAUCGGGCGCUGGACGCACAGCAAGCAUGGCGCUUGCAGCUGGCCGCCCAUGUACGCCUGCUUCUACGGACACCAGCUACGCGGCCAGGCGAUGACGGCUGUCAGCCUUCCUAAGAAGAGCAAACUUCAAGACGCACCCAAGGUGCUGAUCCAAGUUGAGGCGAAAGGCAAGUCGUACUUCCAACCGCAGACCGGCAUCUGGGCCGUACCCAGUGUACGACCAACGCGGCUGAUGCCCGGCGCCGCUUCCCCGGAAACUGCCGCAGAGGAUGUCGCCUAGGAUGGAGAGAUGGCUCCUGAUCUGCCUGAUUCGGCUGCUAUCGGCCACAACAACGUACAUACGACAUCAGACAUGGGUUUCAUGGGGGUGUUAUGGUAAACCUUGCUGACGUAUGUCCCGCGGGUCAGACUGUCGUGCCCCGGCAACUCUUAACUGUUCGUUUCAAUGUGAAUGCCCAUGUGGAACGUACUGUAGACCAGUUGAUGUUCUGUGUGGAUGCUAGACGGGACAAGGGGCUCACAUGGAAAGACUCUGCCAGCCAACAAGCGCUCGGUUGAAUCCGAAGCGCAGGCAAAGAUAGUGAAAACGGCAACCGGGGGUUCGGCGGCUUACCGGUAGAUGUAGACAGUAUCAACUUGGCAACUUAGGGCACAUGGCCGCGCAACGUGCAACACCUGAUGUAAUCCAGCCAAAGAGCGU